Molecule: messenger RNA, 907 nt
Organism: Drosophila obscura
Lineage: Eukaryota; Metazoa; Arthropoda; Insecta; Diptera; Drosophilidae
Exons: 2
Coding region: 76-780 (234 amino acids)
Source: RefSeq, a predicted model, not a curated record
GUAAACCUUGUUCCAAAUAUAAUCCCAGUCACUAUCAGACUUUCUACCCACAUAAUCACAUCCGAACUUUGAGCAAUGGAAAACAUAACGACUGACAACGAACAAAUAAACGGCAACAGUUUUAAGGGCUAUGUACACGCAUUCCUGUGGGUACACAGCUGGAAGAGCUAUGCACGCGCAUUCCUGUGGCUGUUCUUCGGCGUUUUUGCCCUGGUCAAGGCUUUUCACAUUCUCGAUUACUAUUUCAACGUUCGCAUGACGCCGAAGUACAAGCUCCGCUCGACGGAGCACAAGUGGGAGGAGAUGUUGAUGCUGAACCAGGAGAUGAAAAAGAUGAGCGACUCUCAGAUGGAGAAACUGCGCCAGAGGAACAAGAAACUCGAAGGCUUGAUAUUGGAACUGGAGGAGUGCAAUCGCCAAUUGAUCAACGAAAACUAUAUCCGCCCAUCAGCGAUGGAUAACGAAGAGAUGGGAAAAGAGCCCACGAACCCUUACAAUGUCUUUAUAAAGAAUAAUCACUUUCACCUGAUCAAUCAGAUGUUUGUUAACGGAGGACACUUCGAUCUGAACAUCGCGAACUCUUCGCUGCCACCAAAAAGUGAGCCUAAUAUCUGGAUGAAGUACCUCAAGCAACGCAAGUCCCUGAUGCCGUGCCAGUCCAUUGUCGAUGACAAGUCUAUGAUUGAAAACACUCCCGGCCGCACAGAGCCCACCAUAAUGGGCACCGAGGAGAUGGUGCAGAUGCAGGGCAUGAGCUCUUUUACGAGUAUUUCUGCCUAGCUCUUCGUUCUUUUGUUUAACCGCAUUCCAAAAAUUUGUUAAAGUUGCAGCAGCAUAAAAAAUCGCAAAAAAAAAGAAUACACAAUGACACUAAAUAUAUACACUAAAUACAUAAGAACACUACAAA